AUGUAUGAUCAUCCCAACUACAUGGGAAAUCAGUAUUUCUUUAGGAGAGGAGAAUAUGCUGAUUACAUGUCUAUGUUUGGAAUGAACAACUGCAUCAGGUCCUGCCGUAUGAUCCCCAUGCACAGGGGAUCCUACAGAAUGAGGAUCUACGAGAGGGAGAACUUCAUGGGUCAGAUGUACGAGAUGAUGGAUGAUUGUGACAGCAUCAUGGACCGUUAUCGCAUGUCUCAAUGCCAGUCCUGUCAUGUGAUGGACGGCCACUGGCUCUUCUACGAGCAGCCCCACUACAGAGGCAGGAUGUGGUACUUCAGGCCUGGAGAGUACAGGAGCUUCAGCAAUAUGGGUGGCAUGAGAUUCAUGAGCAUGAGGCGUAUCAUGGACUCUUGGUACUAGAGUUCUAGUAUUUAUUUGUAGCAUUUCUUAAA
This is a messenger RNA of Carassius auratus (goldfish), 425 nucleotides long. RefSeq names its product gamma-crystallin M2-like. The record is from RefSeq and is a predicted model, not a curated record. Lineage: Eukaryota; Metazoa; Chordata; Actinopteri; Cypriniformes; Cyprinidae. The transcript has 2 exons. The coding region runs from base 1 to 393 and encodes 130 amino acids. Gene Ontology annotation, biological process: lens development in camera-type eye; visual perception. Gene Ontology annotation, molecular function: structural constituent of eye lens.